Penicillium macrosclerotiorum is the source of this 612-nucleotide messenger RNA. RefSeq names its product SRPBCC domain-containing protein. The coding region runs from base 1 to 612 and encodes 203 amino acids. Lineage: Eukaryota; Fungi; Ascomycota; Eurotiomycetes; Eurotiales; Aspergillaceae. The record is from RefSeq and is a predicted model, not a curated record. The transcript has a single exon.
AUGGCGACCAUCACCGACCCCACAAACUCUACCCGCGCCACCCCUAACAUCGCCGCUGCUGACGCCGUCUGCCACCUCGGGAGCUCCGCCUUCAUCGCCGCUCCCUCGACGCAAGUCUGGGCCGCCCUCCUCGACACCUCAACCUGGCCGUCCUGGAACACCUUUGUCCCGCGCGUCACGAUCCGCUCUCACCCCGACAGCACCGACGAUGCGCCGCUAUCCCCGGUCCUGCGGCGCGGCACCCGCAUGAUCUUCCAUGUGCGCAUGGAUCCUACUUCGCCGAAGCCUCAGGCCGCGCGUGACGUCUUCCUCACUGUUACCGAGUUCACGGCGCCGAAUCCCAGUACUCAAACGCCGGGGCGCAUUGUAUGGGUGAUUGACGGGGAUGUGGCGGGCGCGAUGCCGCAGAUGUUACUGAACGCGGAGCGGGAGCAUGAGGUGGUCGAUAUGGAGCAGGACGGGCAGGCAGGCACAAUGGUGCGCAAUUGGGAGCUGCAGGUGGGGUGGAUGGUAUAUAUGAUCAAGUGGACGAUGGGUGCGAAGCUGCAGGCGAAUUUCGAGCUGUGGGUUAGUGAUUUGAAAAAGUACGUGGAAGGCAGCACGUCUAGCUAG